Molecule: messenger RNA, 5325 nt
Organism: Patiria miniata (bat star)
Lineage: Eukaryota; Metazoa; Echinodermata; Asteroidea; Valvatida; Asterinidae
Product: tyrosine-protein phosphatase non-receptor type substrate 1-like
Exons: 1
Coding region: 768-2597 (609 amino acids)
Source: RefSeq, a predicted model, not a curated record
AGUCAUAAUAAUUUCGAUCGUUAAGACGUGAAGAGAAGGAGGUCCCUAGUCGCGCACUGGCAGCAGUUGCAUGCAAGGAGAAUUUAAGGGGGAAAAAAGGAAGAGAGAGUCACCGGGAAAUUUCUCAUCAACAUUUGUAUCAUUGUGUCCUCACGAGACGGUACCAAACAUAAGCCCUUCACUCACACAUGUCAUCAUCAGCCACGUCCGGGACUGAAAAAAGGGGUCUCACUCGUACUGCGGCAUACAACUUCAUUCCCCUGUAGAGUUCUGCAUAAGUCUGCUCCAGCGGAAGUCGGACUUGGGGGCUUUUUCAUAGAGAGAGAGUUUGAACUACACUUCGAGACAUUGUGCAGUCAUUCGGAGGCCGACUUCGCGCGUGGAGUUGCAUAAACCAUAAACGCGUGGGUUGUUGCACAGUUUUUGUGCAGCUCAUUUUCGUGUCUUUGCACUGCACUCGAAGGACAUAAUUUCUACCCUGGACGUCUAGAGCGAGGACUGUGGAAAUGCGAGGAAAUAAAUAACUUGCAGGCAACAAUGUCAUGAACGGACUAUAUCAUUUUGAUUCUUUGAAAAUGCACUUGUAUUGGUUGGAACUGUGACCGCAUGAACAUACGAAUUUACCUGGGAAGUGUACGUAGUACGUUAAAGAGAUGCAACUUGCCGAAAUGUACUGGACAGGUAUGAAUAUGGCAUUUAUCUACCACGACUGAAAGAGGUUCGAUUUUAAAACAUCGCAACAAUUUUGCAGAGAUACUGGAGUCGUCAUGGCUGCGUUGCUCUUCGUUCUCGCUCUGUUUGCGACUUUUGCAGCUGGUCUAUUAGCCCAGGUCUCGACGGAUAGUCUACCACGUUUCGUCGUGGAGCCGCGAGACACGACAGUGCAAACCGGCCGUACGGCCCAGCUGGAGUGUCAGGUGUCGUCGCUGGCUGACAACCAAGCCGUGGCCUGGAUGAAGGAAGCCACUUUCCAGACCAGUGGCCGGUCCUUGCUGACCACCGACCCGGAGAAGUUGUCUCGGAUCACGGUGGAGGACGGCCAGUCCAAACCGGACUUGAAUUUCAACCUCUUUAUCCACAACGUGCGACCGGAGGAUGCCGGGGUGUACCACUGCUACGUUGUGGAAUUCAGGGAGCUAGAGAGGCGGUGGUCCCGGUCCAAACCGGCAAUGCUGACCGUCGUGGAUGUCUUGAGACCAUCCGUUCGCUGCCUGCGACCCACGGUUAGACAGCUAUCGGAUGCGGCCAGCCUGGACCAACCAGCACCGGUUGGAUGCACGGUGCUCAAUAACCAACCAGGUAUGGUCGUAAAACUGAGAAAUUCUCAUGGGGUUGUUUUAGUUGAGAGUGAGACAAAUCAAGCCGAGCCAUAUAAUUUGAGGUUUCAGAGGGGUGUGGCUGAAUUGAGGAUGGAGAGGAUGACUUGCUUGAUCGAGUUUAGGGAUGAAACGAGCCAGACCGGACAGGCUACUCGUAGUUGCUCCAUGGGACCAUUCAUAGAGCUACCACCUGCCGGAAACAGGACCCGUAUCACGGUAGACCUGGUGUCGGGAAGCGACGCUCACCUGUCAUGCCCCGCAAAUGAGGGGCACAGACGCGGCGACGCCGUACCGGGGACACCCUCAUGGAAACUGGAACCCCAGCUACCGGUAUCUCGGUACUCUCUCAGCCACGAUGGGAUUACGAUAGUUAUCUCCCAGGUAACAUCCCAGGAUGAGGGGUUAGUGGUUUCCUGCAAAGUGCCUAAUCCUGGAGGUGGGUACCGCGUGGUGGACAUGGAGGUCCGAGUCAGGAAUUCGGCAGUCACUAGAAGCAGGGCUGAUCACCCCGGACAACAGGUGCACGAGGCAGGUGGGAGCCGAGACCGCUCGGCGCCGAAGCCCGUCAUCGGUCAGGCAGCGUGGAGUGUUCUCCGAGGCCGAGUCAGCACCGGAAGGCUGAAGCCAGUGCCACCGUCAUCAAACCCCGGGCAGACCCCGGACAUCCACCGGGCGCCGGCCGGUGACAAUCCACCGAGAGCCACGCUGUCACUGACGGUACCGACAUCUCGGAAUCCCGUCCAGGACCCCGAUAAAAACGGAACAUCAACAUCUUCGGCGCCUACCAAAGACCCCUCGCCGUCCGAGAGUACAGCGACCCCAGUGACCGACCCAUCCUCUUCAACUCUAAGCCCGCUGAUCAUUGUGGCUCUGUGCGAGGCUGGGAUGAGCCUGGUGAUCCUAGUCAUAGCCUUCGCCGUUCUGUGCCAGUGCUGCUGCCGAAACCAGACUAAGACAAAAGUCCGCGGAGACAAGGAUCUCACCUUAGCGUCAGCGUCGUUCGGCAAGCAGUCCACCACGCCGACGCUGAUCAACUACAAGUCCACCGCGGGACCGGGAGUUCCCAGCCCGGAUCUGUCUCAGAAGAAGCUACCACCCUUGCCGACGGAGCCCAUCUACGCCCGGCCGGAGAGCGUACUCGGCGGGAAGAAGCUCCUGCGGGAGUCGGACCUUCCGCCUACCGGGAGCUGGGUGUUCUCGUCGGUGAACUCCGAGAACGGCGAGGCCGAGACGAACACGAGGGAAGCGGGCAACGAAAUUUACGUCACGAUGGUGUAGCCCAGGCUUAAACCCCACUUGGGAAAGAAAACUCGUCAGCGGUAGUCAGUAACCAUUAAAAAAAUGUGCCUUCAACGGUGUUGUAGACAUGGUACUUGUGAAGAAUCGCAAGUAUACCACAAGUCAGUUCACAAAUAUCAAGGGACGGAUGACAAGCAACAAAGAAAAUACAUAUUUUGUUUAUUUUUGAAUAGCUAAUGUGACUUGGGACUAAAUGGCUUGUGAUGGACUUGCGAUGACUUGUGCUCACUUACGAGUACCUUGACUUCAACAUUCCUUUGAAAUAUUAUGUUGUAGAUGCUUUAAAGGUGGAAAUGAUGAAAUGCUCUUUAAAACCCGAUGCUGUAAAGGCCAACACUGGUUUAUCCCAGAGAUGACCAAAUGUGGAUGAAAUAAACCUUUCAAAACCUUGCGAAGUUUUGGGAUAUUACUGCCACCAUAAAAAUCUUUCCCGGGUUUUUAAAGUGUAUUUUCGUCGUUUUACAUCUUUGUAAAUUAAAGUCUUUGCAAAGCCAUUAAUGUAUUGGUUUCUCAAGGCACAUAUUUAAAUAAGAAAUGUACGACAGCCGCUUGUAACCAAACUAAAUUGUACUCCUAUGAACAAUGUACAAAAAAUAGUGUCUCUUUAUGAAAUGCUAGCAGUUUUGAGGUACAAUGUUAAUGUCUGCUCUAAGCGACUGCAACAAGGCUACCAUUUUGGUGUCUGACGCCACGCCACGCAAUUCCUAUUUUGUAAAAAAAUGACAACAUUUCUAUAGAAGCAAUUUGACAGGAAGCUCGAUCCUAUAACGCACUCACAAUCAAGUGGGAUAUUCCAUAAUAUUUCGGUUGUCCGAUUGUUUCAAUGGUUCCAAAUGGCGUUCAUUGCCCUUAACCCCUUCAAGUUGCCAAUGAUUGCCAGCUUGGCCCCUGUUUCACCUAAGUCAAGUCAAAAAAGGUCACUCCAUACUCACCAUGCAGUAGGCCUAUAAUAAUCUUCGAAACAUAAUCCCUAGCUUAUCCAAAGGCCGGCAUAUUCUGAACAGCUCACUUUUCAGCGAGUUAUAUUUGGGACAGGCCUGUAUGAAUCACCGAUUGCAGAAAUCCCCAUCGUAAAUCGAGGUUGAUGUAGUGACGUGAUCGGUCCAGGGCCCGACCUCGCCAAAUCCAGUCGAUAUCAGAUUUUCUUUCUUAUUUACACUGCCACGCCUUUCUCGUGAUGUAUUACAAGUUUUAUCUUACCGGACCAAUACUAAAGCUGUCACGCGUGCAUUUCUUGAUUUAGGUAAAUUUAUGGGCGGAUUGGCGUAGGUCUAUAUUUUAAGCUUGAUUAAAAAGGGAAGUUCACAUUUCCGUGUUUUGCUGUUGGUGUACUGCCCGAGUGGUCAGUUAGAUAGAGAGAAACGCGACAUGCGAUAGGCGACAAAAAGUAAAAGAGCAAUGAAAUAAGUCGGUUUGGUAUCACAACUGCGAAUGCGCACGUCACGGUUUUAGCCAAUUUUUUUGCAUCGGGUUAAACAUAGAGAAUGUGUUCACGAAUAUAUAGGCGUAAGACAAAUAAAGUUGCAAUUUCCGAUUUUCAUUUAUUUAAACGGAGAUGGAGCUAAUACUUUUUAUCACGGUUUCUGAAUUUGCAUGGCUGUCUGAAAUUUCAAGGUUUUCUAAAUGUUGUACUUACUUCAGAACAAGAUUCUCCAAAUUUCAUUUUUUACUCCUUAUGAUUUGAUAGCACACGAGAAACCGAUUGUUCAUUCCCUAAAGGCCUAUACAAAAAAACAUUUUAUUGAGCUACGUAACCCAUAAAACAAAAUCGUAUAACUCUCUUCGUAAUAAUUCAGAUCUCAACUCAUUAAGUAACGCGAUUUUCCGGCUUGUUAAAACCCUCAAAUAUCACAGGAAGUGUACUUUACUAACUUUUGUAUCCUGUAAACUCAAUUAAAUUUUCGCUGUCAAACUACUUUUUUUUUUUACCAAACCUAAACGUAUAAUUCUUUUUUGACGAGAAGGAAAGAAGUUUUACUGAGUUUUCCACGUAUUUUUAAUUAUAACCAGCUGGAAGAGAAAUUACUUAUAAUUUCUUAAGCUCUUCAAAUUUCCAUGUUUGGGGUAAGAUAAACGCAAAGGUCGGCCGGGGUCAGCGAUCUUCCAAUAUUAAGGUCUAUUUUGGUUCAAUCGAUGCUAUGCGGCACGUAUUACGGAUACGCGUAAUUACAAGGUUGGGGGCGAUGGCGCGCUACAGUUGAGCAACCGUUUCAGCGCGGACAGAAAUAGGAGAACACACAUUAUUAGGCUUAAAGACAUAAAAGCAAAAGACUGCAUAAGUCAGAAGAAAACAGAUAGUUCAAGAAUGUUUAAAAGCAGAUGAUGAUUUCACAAAAAAUAUUAGGUCAUCACGCAUGAGUGAUGAACACAAGAUUAUAUUCCAGAUACUGCAGGGAUACAGACGCAAAAGGGUGCUGUUUAGUGGGAUACAACGAAAAAAGUAAACACACUCUGAAAUAAAUAAAUUGAAGUAAAAUAUGUGUACUUUAGGAAAGUGACUGACCUAUAUAGCAGCAUUUUGUCAUUAACGAAGCCAACCACCAUAAUAAUGUAGUCCCCUACUGGCAGUUGUCAACUCCUCCAAAUGAGACUUUUAAGACGCAUGGUGGUAGUAUAUUAAACACACCGGUCCUUUUCAUGAUGUGCGCAUGUUCAAAAUGACGUAAACAAUAGCCAAGGACCGGUUUGUUUGCUGCCACCAAGUGUC